UUUAAUCAAGACCAAAGUGACUGAGUUUGUUCUUAGUUACACGCAACUUGUAUUCUUCCAAGCAAUACCAGAGACGGGACCACACCUCCAGAACUGCUGAGAAAUGAGUACAUUGGGUUCUGUAGAAUCACUGUCUUCAAAGUCGAAGAAGAAGGACAAGGAAAAGAAAGGUACGAAAUUUAAUAUACGUCAAACAACUAAUAAAUGGAAAGUUGAAUAAUAAAGUAGGCCAGUUGAAAAGAAAAGGGGCAACAUACAUUAUACGGGCACUAAAACUAACUAGUCCGGCUUACGCAUGCUGCAACAGUAUAACCCCAGUAGAAGCAGUAGAGGUUUUUUCGUCCUCUUGUUAGAUGUUAUAACAACAGAAUAGCCGUGUGACUACUUAUAUUGUCGGAAUAAAUUAUGGGUCAUUUUAGUUGCGAGCAAACAAUCGUGCUCGUGAAAAUUGAUGCAUUCUCGCAAAGGCCUUAUUUUGUCGUAAACCGAAACGUAGUUUAGUUCGGGGAAAUUAAACAGUUUUGCCAACCGGUUAGUAGCGAAUUUAACACGAAACGUUGGUUGUUGAAAAGUAUAAAUACGUCCUAUUUAUAAGUUAAAUAUCUUUUAUGGAAGAACUAACGUCAAGUUUGGAGCCAAAGUGUCCCGCUUUUAAAACCUUAUUUUAUGUAGUGUUCACAUUACUCACAGGAGAACGUCUCAGCUACCUCGAGUCCUGAAUUGAUAAAAUAAUUGAAAAAUACGAAGAUAGUGAAUUAUAUACAUAUAUAAAAAGAACCGUCCUUGUCUAGUACCUAACUUGAUGUGCCUGAUGCAAACAGGCUUGCCUUGAGUAUUUAUCUUUUUAAAUCAAAGCCAUAUUUAUUCAGUAAAUUGUUUAUAUAUCAAGUGUCAUUCCUAGCAAUACUCAGAAAGUUCUAGAACCCUAAAAUCUUCCUAGAAAAAACAAAAAAUAUGAUAUGUCACUUUGUGUUUCGACGUGAUUUCAAAAAAAUUUUCGAAUAUGAACUAUAAAUAUACGUAAAUGAUCACACUUCACAUAUAUAUUUUAAAUGUUUUGUGUUUACUCUUCAUAUGUUAAUGAAGAGGUGAAACAUUAAGAUCAGUUCGGGGACAGAGGCAUUUAUCAGUUGGUCUAAUUUCUUUUUUUUUUUUCGUCUUUUUGUUCCGUAAAAGGAAAGAAAGAGAAGAAAGAGAAAAGCAAAAAGAGAGAUUCAAAGGCUGAUUUAGAAACUGACGCCGAAGCUCGUGGUGAAACGACCAAAUCAAAGAAGAUGUUUGGCAUUUUUCGAAAAGGGGGAAAGAAGUCCAAAGAUCCACAACAUGCGAGUUCUUCAGAGAGCUUGAAUGUCAGAAAUUCAGCUGAUUUCGGUAGCACUGCGAGUGAUUUGUCGCUCGUAGGAUCAAGUGUAUCAACAGAAUCAACGACAGUAGAAAAAGUCGAACCGGCUUCUCAACAAAAUACAGCAAACGAAAAUGCAAAUGUUAAAUUACAAAGUAACGAUACCGAGAGUAAACGACGAUCGGAAGAAAUUGAACCAACACUCGCAGACUUUGUUUACCAAGGCAAAGAAAAGACGACUCCACGAAAAGCAGAUAAAGACGACUCCUCGCCAAAACAACAAAGAAUCAGUGUGAAGUUACAGGCAACAGGGCAACCAGAAACUGACACCCAGCAACAGAAAACAUUCAUCAAGAAAUCCCAAGAAGAAUCGUUUGAGAUACAGAUGCAGUCAUCUACCAUCACCCUUAAACAAAACGAGGAUAGAGGGAGUGGACAUAGAGAUAGAGACCCGGAUUACAAGGAGGAAAAAGAUUUACCACAAGACCACUCGCUGGAAGAAAAAGUGCAAAACGACACUCCAUUCAAUGCAGAUGCUAUCAUGCCAAAGCAGGAAGUCCAUUAUCAGAGUAAUGAGACGAAAGACGAAACGAGAGUUGUUGUGUCAUCAGAAUCAGUGCUAAAACAUCAAACAGUUUCUGAGAUUAAGGCAACACCCGAUGAGGAGUUCAAGGUCAUCGUAGAACAAUCAGUCAUUUCCACAGAGAAACAGACAAGUGGUCCUACACAGAAUGAUUCUCAAGAUCACCAAGUACAAAAUGAAGCUGUAGCAGUGAGGGAAGAAGCAGCCGAACUCGUGUUUCCUGACAAACAUCAAGUCAGUUAUCAACAUGGACAGCAAGAUGACAUUGUGGAAGACGAGAGUCCCAUAGUAGAGGCUGUCAGUAACAACGUAGAAAGUGAACUUGAAGUCAACGAGUUCCUUUCCACAAACGUUAAAGAAACUUGGGGGCCUGACGAAGGCAAUCAUGAAAAGGUGAUUGAAAAAGAAAGAGAAAAGAAAGUGACCCAGACAGCUGAAGCAAAACAAUCCCGUCAAGAAGGUCUUGACAACAUUUACGAUCACCGCAAGCAAUCAUCUCACUUUGGCGAGAAAACCAAUUUCACCUCACAUCCUACCCCAUCAAAGUCGUUAUCACUCAGCAACAAGACAGAUGCUGAGAAUGACUUCGAAAGCCCGGUGGACGCUCCUUUGAUAAAUACUAUCAAGGACGUUAAGAUGUCUUCCUCAAUGCUGCUAGCUGAGCUGGGAGAGGUAAACAAGAAAUUGCUUGAAUUGAAAAAGGAACUGCUUCAAGUUCUUAAAAAAGGAAGGGAAAAACCAUAAACAACCUCCAACGCGAAAGAGGCGUCCGUUUGAUUGUGGGGAUCGAUGGUGGUUAGUAGCGGGAGAAAAUAAUUGUCAACAACAUUAGGAAACACAAUAGAAUAUAUGCUGUAGCCAUAAUGAAAAAACAGCCUUGAGACUUAUUAUGUAAACAAUGGGCUUUGUAUCGUCAACGACAUGUUUGUAAAACCUGCAGUGUUGAAUCUAUGCUAUUUCCGGCAAUAUCCUUAUGUUUAGAGACUUCUCAGGGCUUUGUAACGCAUUUCUUCUCCACGAAAUUGCGUCAGUGUCCCUCAAUUUUCAGGGGCACCCAACGACAAUUUUCGGAAGAAUAUCUGUUCGGAAGACGAUUUGAGAUCUAGAAUUUUCGGAACAUUUGUUGCAAAAGUUCUUGCUUGCCUGCCUCUCCUAGGAUUUUCGAACAUCUAAAAACUUGUAUAAUUGCCCAUUUUUAACGGCUUUUUACCCUAAAAAGGUCACCUAGAAUUUUCGGGAGCCUCUUUUCUGGCUGAAAUUUUCGAAAAGGUCAGUUUUGAUCCCUAUAAUUUUCGGAUCACUAGACUUUCAGCUGGGAAAUCCGAA
Porites lobata is the source of this 3251-nucleotide messenger RNA. Lineage: Eukaryota; Metazoa; Cnidaria; Anthozoa; Scleractinia; Poritidae. The record is from the annotation of a GenBank genome assembly.